Molecule: messenger RNA, 728 nt
Organism: Myripristis murdjan (pinecone soldierfish)
Lineage: Eukaryota; Metazoa; Chordata; Actinopteri; Holocentriformes; Holocentridae
Gene: rbis
Product: ribosomal biogenesis factor
Exons: 4
Coding region: 109-405 (98 amino acids)
Biological process (GO): ribosome biogenesis
Cellular component (GO): nucleolus
Source: RefSeq, a predicted model, not a curated record
GCGUAAUGUUGGGACGCGGCCGCUGUCGCACGCUAAAGACGUCACAUUUGUAGUCGCAGCAGGGGCAGCACAUGAGGAUAUCAACAGUAGUUUUCUUCCAAGGUGAACAUGGCAAAGAACAAACAAAAGGGGAAAAAGCAGAAGAACGUCUUUCAAGUGGCGAACAAGCAAACAAAGCUCAAGAAUAAAGCCAAACCUGUCACGACGACGCUCAAGCACAUCAACGCGGUGAAAAAUGAGAAGGUGGAGAACCUCAAUCAGAUCUUCACACAAGUCCAGAGGGACGUGACGAGUGUUUCCAAAUCUGUCGCCCCUGAACCCAAGAAACAAACACAGAUUGCCAGAGAGCCACCAAGGGAAGCUGUAAAUGUGGACAACGCUUCACAGCUCUUCUCUCAGCUAUAAUGGACCGGCUAUGUAUCUUUACAUUGGAAAUCAUAAAUAAUGGAAAUCGUGAAGGAACUGCUGCUUUACUCCCCGUGAGCAGCAUGUGGACAUUUUAUGCCAACAUGAGGAGCACAGUUGGUCCGUCACUGCAUUAUAGUUAAAUAAUUUCAAUCCACUAUAUUCAAAGAAAUGUGUCGACAGUAUAAUGUGCUGACAGUUGUGAUAUUGUGUGAGGAUGAUAUCAGAUAUUUUUUUUUAAAUUAAAGAAUAAUAAUACGUUUUUUUUGAACUCUGAUGUGUAAAAUACUUUUGAUUUCUGUAUUAAAUGUCUGAUUAUCACA